AUGGAAUUCAGAGUUUUGAACGCACUGUUUUUCAUCUUUCUGCUGAUCAAUGAAGGCCCUAUAGGAGGUCAUUCCCAGCAGGGGAUUGAAGACAAUGAAAGCUGGACAGAAAAAGCUUGUAAGUGUGACUGCAGCACAGAAGAGCCCACCACUGAAAUGACCACCAUGAUGACUGGCUCAGGAUGGAACCAAGAGCUUCAGUGCAUGCCAGAAUGCCAAUACCACAGACCCCUGGGCUUUGAGGCUGGAUCGGUUACAUCAGACCAAAUCAGCUGCUCUAAUCAGGACCAGUUUACAGGCUGGUUCUCUUCUUGGACCCCCAAUAAGGCCAGACUUAACAACCAGGGUUUUGGAUGUUCCUGGUUGUCUAAGUAUCAGGACACAAACCAGUGGCUGCAAAUUGACCUAACGGAGGAGAAAGUGGUGUCCGGAAUCCUUACCCAAGGACGCUGUGAUGCAGACGAGUGGAUCACCAAGUACAGCAUCCAAUACAGAACCGAUGAGAAACUCAACUGGAUCUACUACAAAGACCAGACUGGCAAUAACAGGGUGUUUUACGGGAACUCGGACCGUUCGUCCUCAGUCCAGAACCUGCUGCGUCCGCCCAUUGUGGCUCGCUACAUUCGUCUCAUUCCUCUGGGAUGGCACACACGCAUUGCUAUACGCAUGGAGCUUCUGCUGUGCAUGAAGAAAUGCACCUAG
This is a messenger RNA of Trichomycterus rosablanca, 702 nucleotides long. RefSeq names its product retinoschisin 1a (gene rs1a). The record is from RefSeq and is a predicted model, not a curated record. The transcript has 6 exons. NCBI's taxonomy places the organism in Eukaryota, Metazoa, Chordata, Actinopteri, Siluriformes, Trichomycteridae. The coding region runs from base 1 to 702 and encodes 233 amino acids.